AUGGUUUCAUGGAAGGUAUAUCGGCUAUGCAAGCAGAUUGAGACGGUGACUUCCGAUUUGGCGCAGGAUCCCUCCCAAGAUCCCUCCAAGGUGUUCAAUCGGCUAUAUGAAAACCACCACGAUCACAUACACGCGACAGAAGGUGAAGCGGGAUCUGAAGCAUUUUCGGAAUUUGAAAAAACAGAUGACUUAGCAAGGGCACGGUCAUGCGGCAAUUGGGGAUCUGCCGAGCCCACAUGGCAGAUCUAUCAUGAUGUACUCGGCUCCCUGGAAAACAACCCAUUCGCAGGCGUCGUGUCGCCUCCCCUAAUUGGAAGGACGGGUGUAGUACCCUUGACGAUCGUGGCCCCAUUACCGGACCUGUGCCGACACCUAGCAAACUGUAUUGUUCGAGCCGAACAUGAGAUUUUCCUGGGAACCAAUUUCUGGAUUCAUUCAGAUGCCUCAAUGUUGAUCACGGAUGCUAUUCGGGAAUUGUCUCGAAGAGCCGGGAAAAGGGGGCAGACCAUCAUCAUGAAAAUGGUCUAUGAUCGUGGAGAUCCACGACAGGCAUGGGAGAAUCGGUUGAGUGUCCCAGAAGAACAAUAUGUAGGCGGUAAAGUGAGACUCCCUGCAGCCCAAGAGAUCCCCAAUGUCGAUCUCCAAGUAAUCAACUUUCAUCGACCCAUUUUUGGAACUUUUCAUGCAAAAUUUACCGUGAUCGAUCGUUGCAUAGCGCUUUUACAAAGCAGCAAUAUUCAAGACAAUGACAAUCUGGAGAUGAUGACCCAUAUUGAGGGACCCAUCGUGGACUCGUUCUAUGAUACGGCUCUUCUGUCUUGGGGAAAGCCCUUGGAUCCUCCGUUUCCGCUGCUGGAGCUCCCAGCGAAGCAAGCCCCGAAUCCUUCUCUGGGCAAGGAGAACAUCAAGUUUCAGCCUGGUAUUCAAAUUGACACACAGCAAAGUCCACAGACCACCAGACCAGAUUGUUCGUACCAAGCCAAUCUCGAGCGAGAGGCAUUGCACGUCAACAAUAGCGUGAUUCCACAAGGGGAUGAAACGUCUGUGCAGGCGGUGACGCGGCAUUUAAACACAACACUCCAAUCUGACACUACGGGAGAAGCGCCCGAAAGUGACCAGGAGCCUAGAAUGAUGCCAUACAUUACUCUUCCUCCCCAUGAACCAGUCCCAAUGGCUCUCGUUAACAGGGAACCGUAUGGAGCCCCAAAUCACAAUAGCACCAAUACCCCUCAGAAUGCGGCCUGGAUCUCAGCUAUCAAUCAUGCCCAGCAUUCCAUAUUCAUUCAAACCCCGAAUAUGAAUGCAGAGCCGUUGCUUGCGCCGCUUCUAAAUGCAAUUCGACAUGGAGUAACAGUGUCCUGUUACUUGUGCCUGGGGUACAAUGAUGCUGGGGAGCUUUUGCCAUUUCAAAACGGGACAAAUGAGAUGAUUGCAAACCGCUUAUACAACUCCCUCGACUCAGAUAAUGAUAAAGCCCGACUGCGUAUCUAUUAUUAUGUUGGCAAAGACCAAACUCGGCCAAUUCAUAACCAAUUCAAGAAGCGCAGCUGUCAUAUUAAAUUGAUGAUUGUAGAUGAGCAGAUUGCCAUCCAAGGAAAUGGAAACCUUGAUACCCAGUCUUUCUUUCACAGCCAGGAAGUAAAUGUCCUCCUGGACUCGAAAUUAAUUUGCACGACAUGGCUGGAUGCCAUCAACAGGAACCAGAACACUGCAAAAUAUGGAGCUGCUAGCAGUCAGGAUGGCUGCUGGCAUGACUUAAUCACGGGUGAAAUUCCUCCAGGGUCUAUUGGCACUCACCCAGGCCGGUUCAGUUGGGCUCGGGGGUUCUUCGGUGCUGUAAAGCGUGUCAGAGGAGUUGGAGGGUUCUAG
Messenger RNA from Penicillium macrosclerotiorum, 1869 nucleotides. RefSeq names its product IQ calmodulin-binding motif protein. Bases 1 to 1869 code for a protein of 622 amino acids. Gene Ontology annotation, molecular function: catalytic activity. The transcript is spliced from 6 exons. Lineage: Eukaryota; Fungi; Ascomycota; Eurotiomycetes; Eurotiales; Aspergillaceae. The record is from RefSeq and is a predicted model, not a curated record.